GUAGGUCGGUGAAGACCCGCGCAGCUUGUUUUGGUUUCGAUUUUGCUAUUGUGUUGCGUGUGUCCAAAAUAGAUUUAUCGGUCAAAUUCUUGUUUUUCAAAACUUUUGCGACUGUCUACGUUUUUCUCAUAUGAUGCGGACAAGAAACCGAGGUCAGAAAAGAUCUAUUGUAUCAUCGCUAGGAUUGGGCCCAAAAUAUAGCAAACAUAAAAGUGUUGUUGAUCAUAAGUGCUCUGGUUCAAGACGAGGUCGUACUAGUACCUUAUUUUUACGGAGUCAACCAAGAACUCGUUGGUCAUCCGAAGUUACACGAACUUGUGUAGGGAGCAACCUGGGAAGACCAAAAAUUCGUAAGCGCGGUAGUCGGGGUCUUUGUGGAAGUAGUCGUUUGCCCUGUACGGUACACUUGGAAUCCAAAACUUGCAGUUUUUCGUCUGAUCCUCUAAUGCAUAACGUGUAUGCUACGCGAACAAAAAGUAAAGGUUGUGACGCAUUUUCUUCGAUAAAUAACAGUUCAACUCUGAGAUCUCGUAUAAGCAAAAUAAAAGUGGAAGAUGAGUCCAAGUUUGAUCUGUCGAAACCUAGUGUUGAGGUCGAGCCAAAACUUUACACUAGUAAUCCACCUGGUAGGCCAUUUAGUAGGGGAGUCAAAAGAGGACGUCCACGAUUCUCUAGAGGUCUUCCUCGGUCCAUUUGUGACACCGGAGCUAAUUCGACUAGUCAGUCGGUAGAUUUCAUAGCUAGUGGGACCACUGUCCAAAGUAGCUUCCCCAAGAAAUGUGAUUCUCCAGUACACAAUACUUCUGUUAUUGACUGUGUAGACCUGGAAAGUACAUUAAGGCCCGAUAAACCAAAUGGAGGCAGCUACAGAUCUGAUGACAACAGAUCAGACGUUAAAAAAGAAGGUAGUGAAAUUUCUGCUAAUUUACCUUUACCAACGAAACGACGACGUGGAAGACCUCCUCUUAAGCUGUGUUCUGCACUAUUUCCCAAAACCAGUGCUCCCAUAAAAUCUGAAAGCAAGGAAGUCACUCAAGAUGAAGUCCAGGAGUCAGUUUAUUUCCCUCAGGAUUCACAUCACUUAUAUCCAGAAAUCACUAAAGAACGGAGGUUUCCGAGUAUUGAUCUAGUGCGCACAUCAUGUACAGCUUCACCCUUUCAACUUCGUUUUGGUGCCACUGAUGAUGUUCUCCAAGAAGUAUUAAAUGAAGUAAAUGAAUAUGGUUUUGUAAAGUUACCUGUCAAACGUAUAAGAAAAGGUCGUCAAAAACCUACUACCCCACCUGGCAAGGUAGAUGAAGAUCAAUUUGUAAUGAGCUUCAAUUCUCCUUCAGUUGAAAGGAUUUUUGACUCCAUUUGCAAAGAAGACAGAUUAAAUGAUGACCUCGCUUCAAAAGAUUUAUUUUUAGCAAUGAGUGGCCUCUUGCGCCCAGGUGUUUGUGAAGUAUGGCGCAGACGACGGGAAGAUCGAAGUAAGCAGUUGAGUCGAAAUUUGAUGGGUCGUUUACGUCCUAAUCCUCGUCCACGACGAUACUCUGACAUGAUAUCUCAAAGUAGUCAUCAUUCCCAUAUUGAUGGUCUCAUCGCACUUGAUGGUAUUCACAAUAAUGAAAAAACUCGACAUCAAUCUACACGUUCGACUACUGUGUCAGCAGCGAGGUUGACUGCUGCUAAGAAGCUCAUUCGAGCCAAAUCACAUGUUCAGAGUAGCCUUCAGAUUACUCCUAUUAGGUCUCAAAGUACUGGAUAUGUAGAUGAAUUAUGUCUGGACUCAAGAGCAGCUCGGUCUGCACAUCGUACUGCUAAAAUGAACGUUUCUAUAUCAUCUAGAACUAGUCGCCAUCCAGACGUAAGUCAUCAUAUUGAUUGGAAGUUUUGUUAUGUCUCCUCAAGUAAGCAGAAUGAAGUCACGGGUCUUAGUAACAAUCUUCAGCGUCGCCAACGUCAAGCAAGUUUUACGUCAAAAGUUCGCAUGGAAAAUGUUGGUAACUUUUCACCUAUAAGGUCACUCGAUAAUAGCCCUUGUGAUCUGGAACAGUAUAUUCUGGAAGAUUCUUGUGAUAUUCGCAAAACAGACAUGGGAAACCAAAUACAACUAAAACCAGAAAGCCGGACUCAUCUUCAAAUUAGUAGUUCUAACAAUGCUGAAAGGUUCAAUUUAAAUUACAAUAAGUCCGUACAGUUAUCUGGUGAUCGGCGUCUCGAAAGACGUCGCAAAAAACGCCGUGCAAUCACGUUCCAGAGAAAGCGUCCAAAUGAACGUUUCUUGACUUCCCAUAGACGGGACAAUUGGUAUUCAGAGAAGACAUGUUUGCGUGACGAUUCUUCUGCAUCAUCUUCAACAUCCAAGUCUGGCAUAGUAGAUGCUUACGGAAGGUCUUUUCGCCAAGCAAGGUGGUACCAUCACCGUCCUCCUAAAAUUGGGCAUUCCGAACGAACAGGAUCAAGUUACUGUUGCCAUAGCGCUUUAGAGUCUCGUUCACCACGAAAGUCAGAGCGUUCAUUAAGUUCUCGGCGCAUCCAUACAAGUUCUAAGUUUAGUAGCCGCCGAAUCGUAUUACCAGAACCCAGUCAUAGUCAUGCGUCUCGUCAUCGCAUCCCUCGACGACCAGACAGGAUGUGCCAACUCACUCUUCUUGAUCGUUUAGUCUUGGGACUAAAUUGUAGUGUGUCGCAAAAUGACGAUGAAAUCCAUAUUAAACAACUUCAUGCAGAGGAAUUGAAUAUUCUUACACAACGUAUGAGCCGUACAGGUUUUUUUAUACAAUCUCUUGCUCUUCGACAAAAUGCUAACAACGAUGCUGAAUAUAACAUUGUCCUUACUUUCUCUUCUGAAAAUGAAGCAGGUAUAAGACGUACACGGUGUCCUAAUUCAUUGUUCCGCUCAAAGUUAGAUUCUCAUGAUAGAGCCUCAGUCUGUCGCUCUUUGUCGGUCUGCGAUCAGAAUGCCUGGAAAAAAGUCAAAAGUCACAAUCGUUCAAGGCGGAUUUCUUGUUUAGCCUCACGUCAUUCGUAUUUAUCACAUUCACGUCAUAUAAAUAAGUCCCAUCAUUAUAAAGAUCCAAGUGAUUUUUCGUUGCUUGUUGGAUAUCAGAGUGAUUCGGGUUUACUAAUUCAUCGCUCAACAAAUUAUGUACGAGAGUUCCAUUCUGAUUGUGAGGAGUCUGGAACACACCGGUAUAAACACUUUGAAAAAUUGAGUGUCAGAAGGAAAACCAGUCAUCAUGUUCUGUAUAAUGCUGAUAGUAAGCCAGGACAUUGCUAUUCUGUUCUCAGACCCCUUGAUAAAGCUUCACUUCAGCAUCUGCAAGUCAACUCGUCUUCUGGCUCGACUAAGAUAGAAGCUCAUCGCUCUUGCCUACCACUCGAACUUAGCUAUAUAACUGGUAAUACAGACGUACAUAAACGUCCAACAAUCUCGUCUCGCGUUUCAUCAGCGAAGGACGACGAACACAUUGUGACUUCUGAAGAGUCGUCGGCUAUUCAUAUCAGUAACUGUUCAAAUAUUAAUUCAAGUAAUUCCAGUCAUGGAACUUCUAAACGUGAUGCUAACAUUUAUAUUGUUGGUGCCGUUCAAAACCUGCCAUUUCGCCGUCAUAGUCCGCGCAAAGUUAUUCGCAAAGUUUAUACUGGUAGUCUCACCAUACCGAAAAUACUUAAUCGCAAAAGAAUUCCUACUCUACCUACUAAUCCAUUAGGCGGUCCGAGUGUUUGCAUGACAGUUACGUCUACCAAUUCUCUGACGAAUACUUUGGCGACUAAUUCUAUCGUUAGCGCUGUUUCAUGUUCGACAUCAAGCAGUUCAGUUGGGCUAAACUCAUGUGCACCAACCCUUCUUUUCCAUGACACUCAGUCGGUACCCAUUUAUUCUGCAGCAACUCAACUCAGACGCUUACAAGCUACUGCAACAUCGUUAAGCAUCGUGCAAAAUCCUGUAUCAACUACUGAGCAAUCAAAAAUAAACGUUCCUCCUUUAGCUGUUGUACCUUCAGUUAUAACUGAUCCACAGACUGUAACCAAAGUAAAGAUACAGAAUUCCGAUAUCACAGCUACACGUCAUGACGCUCUUGAUCAACCGGAGGCAAGUGCAUCAAUUGAAACUACUAAUCACGAAGAUAUACCUACAGAAUACCUGUCAGGGUCUGUGACUGUCGGACGUGUUACCAGUGAAAAUUACUGUGAACAGAAUAUCUCAAAAGCAAAUCCAGCUGAUGCUAAUGAUUCCAUUACUAAAACGCCGGAAAAUGAAGUGGAUGUAAAAGAUUUCGUAAGUGAAGUGUUUCAUCUAAGAUACUCAUGCUCACCAUGUUUUUUUCGCAAGACAAUUUUAUUGCACACUGAUAAACUAUAG
Schistosoma guineensis is the source of this 4351-nucleotide messenger RNA. NCBI's taxonomy places the organism in Eukaryota, Metazoa, Platyhelminthes, Trematoda, Strigeidida, Schistosomatidae. The record is from the annotation of a GenBank genome assembly.